Molecule: messenger RNA, 2200 nt
Organism: Bombus impatiens (common eastern bumble bee)
Lineage: Eukaryota; Metazoa; Arthropoda; Insecta; Hymenoptera; Apidae
Gene: tamo
Exons: 5
Coding region: 286-2142 (618 amino acids)
Cellular component (GO): cytoplasm
Source: RefSeq, a predicted model, not a curated record
UUGAUGUAACUUGAACAUAACCAAGAAAAAAGUUGUAAAGAAAAAUAUUUAUUGUUUAUGAAGUGGAAUAAUAUGUUUUUGAUAUAUAAUGAAAAGCUCGAUGAACGUUUCUACAUGAGAUGGAGCAUUUUCCAAAUAGAGAAUAUAUUAUGGUAGCUCCUGGAGUAAACACUGUAGCGGUGCUUCUAAAUAUAGGAUUUAUUUUUAGGUUGGAGCUAGCCAUAGUUUGAAUCAAGAAUUUGAUCUAAAACUGCAUUUCUAGACGGUUUUGUAAUAGUGAUAAAAAUGGCAAAUGACUUAAUAAUAAGAGGCAAGGAUAGAUUGCAAGAAAUUAGCAUGAAAUUAGAGCAAAGCCAUUUGGUUUAUCUACAAACAGACGAUAGUCCUUUAAAAUUACAACAGCGUCAUAAACUUGAAGGUUUUAUUAAAGAGAAUCUUUGCCUUGUUCCAAAUGAAAAUAAAUAUGUAUUUCAAGAAACCGCAGAUAUAUUACACAGAUCAGCAGCCACAUUGCAAGAUUUUAGUGGAUAUAGAGCUGCAACUGCCUGGAGUGCUAUUUCUUUAUAUGCUGCAAAUCUUUUGGCUCAGCCUUGGAGAAGAGAAUAUAGAACAUUAAAGACUUAUAGUGGAUAUUAUAAGCAUGAAGUAGAAGCAAAUUUAAUAGGAGCAGAAUUAAUGUUUGAACAAAUGGGAUACAAACAUACAGGGUUAGGAGUGCUUACUUUGGAGGGUCCUAUUGACCCUGAUAAAGUAUCUUGUGUAAGCAGAGAUGCAAUAGUUGCUUUUGUUGAAUGUCAGAUCUUGAAGCAAAUAUGGGAGAAUGUUUCACAGAAUUAUAGUAUCUCGUGGUUAGAAGUAUUAGAAUUUCGGGAAAAUCAUGUUGGUACACCAGAACAAGCAAUCAGAGCAUUGAACUAUCGUUUUCUUGAGAAAAUGCAUCAAACUCGAACAAAAGCGGAGAAUUAUAGGGAUUAUCAUUAUCCGCAAACUACAUGUGUGGAUGCGGUAUCACCAUCAAUUCCUUAUCACAUUAUGCCUCCCAGUUACAAUACAUCAAUGCCUGCUUGUCAUUCAGAAUACAGGUAUAUCGAAGAUACAAAUUCAAUACCUGGAACUUACAAAUAUUUCCAACCAGUAGAUCACAGUUUUGGAAAUCGAUGUAGUGCCUAUGGAUGUUUACCACAUGGUAAUAAAUAUAUGAGUGGAGUCAAUCCGUAUUAUACUACAAUGCCAGGAUAUACAAGAGUACCAACGGGUAGACUAAUUGAAGUUGAUAUGCCGGUUUCAGUUGCAAAUUAUGAUAAAUUACAUAAUCGAAAGAUAUCUCAUAGAAUAUCAGAUUUGGAGGAAGUAGAUUUUUAUAGAAGACAAUCUAGUGAUGGAAACCAUUAUGAUUACGGAAAAAUCGAUAGAAAAUCUGCAAAAUCGGUCGGUGAAAGGAACAAUUAUGACUCUUGGGACUUUGUGUAUAGGAAUUUAGAAAGUUUAGGCUAUUCUAAAGAUCUUGGUAAUCGAGAAGAUAUUUUACACAAACGGGAAUGCGAGUCCCGAUUGAGUAAACAAAAAUCUUUUAAACAAAAUGAUAACGAUGAGAAACAUAGUAUACAUCGCUCUGAAAAAAGGAGGAGUGGAAGAACCGAUGUGAAUGACAUCGAUUCGUCUAUGACAAAUGGUCGACAUCAUCAUCACGAUACAUUACCCUUCAAAAAGAAGUCUUCUUCCUUCGAUUUAAUGGACUCGAAUAGAUAUCACGAUGCAUCUUCAGAAAGUCAAUCAUCUCCUCAUAGUAAUGAAAAAAGACAUGGUAGUCAGACGCUUCCAAUUCAACGUUCACAUCGAUCGGCGGAUCAAAUUGUAAAAAUCGCGGAUACGUUGAAGAACUUAGAGCUUUCUCACUCGGAAAAAGGAAAUGAAACAGAAGACAAAGCUGUGAAUUGGAAUUGUGCUACUUGCACCUAUCUUAAUUGUUCAUCAAAGGAAAUUUGUGAGAUGUGUGGAAAGUCUAGGCAUAAAGGAAACGAGGAUAAACCAUUAGCAAGUGGUGGAAAAGAAUGCCCACGAUGUACAUUAGUAAACGAGAAAAAUGUCUCGGUCUGUGAUGCUUGUGGUAUCAGUUUAAAAGAUUCACCUACUUAUAUUUAGAUAUUUAACUGUUCGAAACAAAUAUCAUAUUCCAUUGUUUUCCAUGUGUCUGAAAUUU